This is a messenger RNA of Ilex paraguariensis (yerba mate), 983 nucleotides long. The record is from the annotation of a GenBank genome assembly. NCBI's taxonomy places the organism in Eukaryota, Viridiplantae, Streptophyta, Magnoliopsida, Aquifoliales, Aquifoliaceae.
AUGGCAGCUGAGCUUGGUCUUCUCUCUCUGACCCAGCUUCAAAAAUUGGCUCAAUCUCAACAAAAGCAGAUAAAUCUACUAAACCCUAGCUCAACCAGUGGCUCUUGGAUGUGGAACCCUACGCAAGCGGCUGAAGAUGACAACGAUGACUCAUGGGAAGUCAGAGCCUUUGCAGAAGACGCCGCUAACAUCGAGGGCACCACUUGGCCGCCACGAUCUUACACUUGCACAUUUUGCAGAAGGGAAUUCCGGUCCGCCCAAGCCCUAGGCGGCCACAUGAAUGUGCACCGCCGUGACCGUGCUCGGCUCCACCAAACGCCGCCCGGAUCCACCACUUCUCCUUCUGCCGCUUCUUCCACCCUCCUCAUCCCAAAUCAGAAAACUCUCACAAAUGGUGGAAUAUGCUUUCUUUACUCGUUACCAAACCCUAAUGGCCUCUUCACUCCCACAAUCAUGACUGGUUUGAUGGACCCUCCAUCCACUGCUCUUUCUAUUUCACCACACACUUCUAAGAACUUGUCCCUACCAUGCCCUCCAUGCAUAGAUCUUCCGGCCACUCGUCACAGCAUCAAUUCCUCUCUCUGUCACUCUAGCAAAACUGAACCUUCAACUUCAUUCACUAACGAUAGCAAGCAUGACAAUGGCAACACCCAGAUGGAUUUGGCCAUUGAAGAGCUUGAUCUAGAGCUUCGUCUAGGGCGCCGGUCAUCACCAUCGCGACAGACGAAGAAAUAAAUAGUAUGUGUGAACUUUUUCUGCUUUUCUCUAUAAGAAUGAGUGCCAGUCUAGUUCAUGGACUGAUGUGUGAGUUUGUUUUUUCUUCUCUAUACAUGGUGUUUGAUUAUUUCAUUGGUGUGUGGUUUGAAGCUGUAAUGGCUGAAAAUGGAAGGCAAAGAAAGCAUCUUUUAAAUUUAAAGGAAUGGAAGGAUUUAAGUUUAAUAAGGGUAAUGAAGAAAGGAGUUAGUGUUGGGAGUGAGAAAGUG